CUUUUGAAGUCCAUCCAAUUAAAAAUCUCUCUCUCACUCUCUAACCAGGACUAGAGAGAGAAAACACACAAUGGCAUUGUGCAGAAAAGCUGCAACCGUUUCAAGCUCCCUUGCCAUCUCCCUCCGCCGCCUCCACUUCCACCACCGCCUCGCUACUUUUUCUCCCUCCGCCGCUCACUGGUUCAGUACAGGCCACCCCUUCAAUGACGAGCACACGGAAGACCCCGUGGCAAUGGAAGAGAUUUAUCCGAAACUGGUGAAAGACAGCUUGUACUGCUUCAAGGUGGAAUUGCAAGGUCUAACCUCAGAAGAUCUGAAAAUAUGGGUGGACGAGAACAGAGAUAUAAUUUUCGAGGGAAAGUGCAAGACCCAACCCAAAUUUGGUUAUGAAGGAAGGAUCUACAAAGGCAUCAUUGAAGCCAAAUCAAAGAUGGACUGCGAUGUGGAUCAGCUCAAGGCUAAGUUGAAGCAUGGCGUUCUCUGGGUGACUGUCCCGCUCAAUCAAGAGGCCAAGGAGAAGACAAUGAGCAGCCCACGCCAAUUCCUCUCGGCCUCCGCCGGGAAGGUAUUCUAUACUUGGUAGCGAUCAAACCCUAGAAAUUUUUUUUUUUUUUUUUUUUUCCCCCGAGAAAAGUUUGAUUCGUCUUCGAUUUGGGGUUUAGGGUUUCUAUCAAUUGAUCGAUGCUGGCUUUUGGUUCUUGUCUGCUUUUAUGGGUUUGUUUUUGGAUAUUGUUGAAUGACCAUGAAUGUUUCGUUUUGGGGGUGAUUUAAGUUGAUUAAUUUCUAGAAAUGUUAACUUGUGGUUAAUUUUA
Messenger RNA from Cornus florida, 812 nucleotides. Its product is annotated as heat shock 22 kDa protein, mitochondrial-like. The record is from RefSeq and is a predicted model, not a curated record. The transcript is spliced from 2 exons. The coding region runs from base 71 to 583 and encodes 170 amino acids. NCBI's taxonomy places the organism in Eukaryota, Viridiplantae, Streptophyta, Magnoliopsida, Cornales, Cornaceae.